Scutellospora calospora is the source of this 600-nucleotide messenger RNA. The record is from the annotation of a GenBank genome assembly. NCBI's taxonomy places the organism in Eukaryota, Fungi, Glomeromycota, Glomeromycetes, Diversisporales, Gigasporaceae.
CAGAUAAUUGAUAAUUUACAAACUGAAAAAGAUGUUGAAAAAAAUAAUCAAUCAGAUUACAUUUAUUCUGAUUUACAAAGAUCACUUUCAAAAAAAGAAGGAAAACAAAAAGUUAUAUUUGAUGAUCUACAUGUUGAUGAAAGGCCAGCUGACAGAGAUGUUCAACAAAUGGUUAUGGAAGGUUCUCCGACUUUCCAAGUAAUAAAUGAAAGUGGUGUGACAUUUGAUGAAUCAAUAAGCCCUAAAAGGACGCGUGAAGGAAAUGAAUUAAAGGAUUCAAUUUCUUUCCUUGUACAUGAUAAUACAAAUAAAGAAUCUUUAGAUCAACCUCGUGUAAAAAGAACACGUCAAUACGAAGAAACCAAAAUAGAUGAAUCUUGUGAUAAUGCAACCAAGGAAAGAUUUAACCCGAAAAAUCUGUCGGACCAAUCACAUUAUACUAAUCGCGUUGUUGAUAUGAGAAGCAAUUCAGAGAAACCUAAUUCUGAAUUAACUUUUCCCGAUGAAAUAUUUGAGAUUGAAGAAAGAUUAGAACAAAAUGAGGAGAUUUACAAAGAAAACCCAUUACGUCUAUUAAUGGAAGUUGCGUUGGUUGAUUUG